Molecule: messenger RNA, 2974 nt
Organism: Alosa alosa (allis shad)
Lineage: Eukaryota; Metazoa; Chordata; Actinopteri; Clupeiformes; Clupeidae
Product: semaphorin-5A-like
Biological process (GO): neural crest cell migration; semaphorin-plexin signaling pathway; negative regulation of axon extension involved in axon guidance
Molecular function (GO): semaphorin receptor binding; chemorepellent activity
Source: RefSeq, a predicted model, not a curated record
CAGAGCUCGCUUUGGAAGGGACCACUCACUGUUUGAGCCCGUAGACGCGGCAAAGUGGGGGCGCAGUUUAUUCUUCCAAAAUCUGCCCGUACCAGCAGUGUCAGUCGACGAGAGCUGAGUGAAUUUCAGGUCUGCAAGACUGUGUACGCCUGGCUUCCCUCAAACUUUGGGUCCAUUACUCUCGUUUCUACUCAGCGCACACAGAUACCGCGUCCCUUGUUUUGCUGUCAAGCAAAGAAUCGGGUUCUCCUUACAAACCGUGUUUUCAAGGAGACCGGGUCCAAAACCCCCUGGUCCAAGGGGAAGCUGCGAGUCCACUGCGAUCUACCCGGGGACUGAUACGGAGUAAUUUGGCUGUCGAUGUGGAUAGCGAGGAGAAACUGGAAUUACUUUAACUUUAUAUUGAACUGCUUCAUCGCAUUUUCGGGCUCUUGCUGAUCGGAACCUUCGCUCCAGUUUGGCAAAACUGGAAUUUGGAGACUAUUUGGUGUUGUUUGCAGAUGCCCAGAGCCUGGCGCUGGGGCACGUGGAGUAGUGAGCAGUGCCUGCCGGCUCCCCAUGGCUCUCCCCGCGGCAGGAGCCCCCGCGGCCCCCGCGCCCUCCACCAGACCCCCGACCCGGUGCCCAUCCCCGUCCCUGGCCCGCCGCCUGCCCCUGCUGCUGGGCAUCCAGCUGCUGCUGCUGCUGCUCCCGCUGCCCGCCCUGGGGGGCACCGCCACGGGCAGAGGACCCAGAGUGCCCAGCGCUGUCUCUGAGUCGCCCUGCCACAGAGCUGAACACCCGCUCAUCUCACACACAGACAUUGAGCCGUGGAUCCACAGGUUCUCCUCCAGAGGCACAGUAGAUUACUCACAGUUGACCUUCGACCCCGGCCAGAAUGAACUGAUUGUCGGAGCAAGGAAUCAUCUUUUCAGGCUUCGUUUGGAGGACCUUGCAUUGAUCCAGGAGGCUGAGUGGCACUGUGAUGAGUUCACCAAGGGAGCUUGCUUCAGCCGUGGCAAGUCAGAGGAGGAGUGCCAGAACUACAUCCGUGUUCUUCUGGUUAAUGGAGACCGACUCUUCACCUGUGGCACGAACGCCUUCACCCCUAUUUGCACCAAUCGAACGCUCACCAACCUGACGGAGAUCCAUGACCAGAUCAGCGGUAUGGCCCGCUGUCCCUACAACCCCCUGCACAACUCAACGGCCCUCAUCACCUCCAGCGGCGAGCUCUACGCCGCCACCGCCAUGGACUUUUCCGGACGGGACCCCGCCAUCUACCGCAGCCUGGGGGGGUUGCCCCCACUCCGCACAGCCCAGUACAACUCCAAAUGGCUCAAUGAACCCAACUUUGUGUCGUCGUACGACAUUGGGAACUUCACCUACUUCUUCUUCCGUGAGAACGCGGUGGAGCACGACUGCGGGCGGACAGUGUUCUCGCGUGUGGCGCGCGUGUGCAAGAACGACAUUGGCGGCCGCUUCCUGCUGGAGGACACGUGGACCACCUUCAUGAAGGCACGGCUCAACUGCUCGCGCCCAGGGGAGAUCCCCUUCAGCUACAACGAGCUCCAGGGCACCUUCUUCCUGCCCGAGCUCGAGCUGCUCUACGGCAUCUUCACCACCAAUGUGAACAGCAUCGCAGCGUCAGCAGUGUGUGCCUUCAACCUGACCGCUGUCACCCAGGUGUUUAGUGGGCCCUUUAAGUACCAGGAGAACUCACGCUCAGCAUGGCUACCAUACCCCAACCCCAACCCUGACUUCCAGUGUGGCACCAUAGACUACGGCUCGUACGUGAACCUGACGGAGCGCAACCUGCAGGACGCUCAGAAGUUCAUCCUGAUGCACGAGGUGGUCCAGCCCACGCUGCCCGUGCCCUAUUUCAUGGAGGACAACGUGCGCUUCUCCCAUGUGGCCGUGGACGUGGUGCAGGGCAAGGACAUGCUCUUCCACAUCAUCUACCUCGCUACAGAUUACGGCACGAUAAAGAAGGUGCUGUCCCCGGUGAAUCAGUCGAUGGGCAGCUGUCUCCUGGACGAGAUCGAGCUGUUCUCUGACCGCAGGAGGCAGCCGAUCCGCAGCCUCCUGAUCCUGCACAGCCGCAGCGAGCUCUUCGUCGGGGUCAGGGACCAGGUCAUCAAGAUCCCACUCAUGCGCUGCAACUUCCACAAGAACAGAGAGGCCUGCAUUGGCGCGAGAGACCCCUACUGCGGCUGGGAUCUGGUCCUGAAGAAGUGCACCACGCUGGAGGAGAGCCUCAGCAUGAGCCAAUGGGAGCAGAGCAUCACCGCAUGCCCGGUUAGAAACGUGACAGUGGACGGAGGCUUCGGGCCGUGGACAGGAUGGAAGCCGUGUAGCCAUAGUGAUGGGGGCAGUGUAGGAGCGUGUGUGUGCAGGACAAGGGCAUGUGACCACCCCAGUCCUCAGUGUGGCGGCCGAGACUGUGAGGGUCUCAGUGUGGAGGUCGCCAACUGCUCCAGAAACGGCGGCUGGACGCCGUGGACGGCCUGGGCACCCUGCAGCACCAGCUGUGGCAUCGGCUUCCAGGUGCGCCAGCGAGCCUGCAGCAACCCCGCGCCACGCCACGGGGGCAGAGUUUGUGUUGGCCAGAACCGCGAGGAGAGGUACUGUAAUGAACACUUGCCCUGCCCGCCUCAUGUGUAUUGGUCAGCUUGGUCGCCAUGGGAACGGUGUUCGGUGCCAUGCGGAGGGGGCAUUCAGUCUCGCAGGAGGACGUGUGAGAACGGCAACGAGUGUCCAGGGUGCACCCAGGAAUACCAGUCCUGCAACACCCUUCCUUGUCCAGACCUCAAGAAGACCACCCCAUGGACGCCCUGGACUCCGGUCAACAUCUCGGACAACGGCGGCCACUACGAGCAGCGCUUCCGCUACACGUGUAAGGCGCGCGUGCCCGACCCCAACCUGCUGGAGGUGGGCCGCCAGCGGAUCGAGAUGCGUUACUGCUCCAGCGACGGCUCUACAGGCUGCUCCACGGAUG